Messenger RNA from Diospyros lotus (date-plum), 1802 nucleotides. RefSeq names its product UDP-xylose transporter 3. NCBI's taxonomy places the organism in Eukaryota, Viridiplantae, Streptophyta, Magnoliopsida, Ericales, Ebenaceae. The record is from RefSeq and is a predicted model, not a curated record. The transcript is spliced from 9 exons. Gene Ontology annotation, molecular function: UDP-xylose transmembrane transporter activity; antiporter activity. Gene Ontology annotation, cellular component: Golgi apparatus. Bases 339 to 1397 code for a protein of 352 amino acids.
CAUUUCACGCUGGAAACACACACACACGCGAGGGAUGCGUCUGCGCAUUCGCGUUUUAUUUUACACCAUUCUUACAUUCCUAGAAAUUCUUUAACCUCUGCGUCCUCACGCGGUUUAGAUCAAUCACCAAUAUCCUCAAUUUGCUCUGUAAUCACUGAUCUCAGAUCUAGGGUUUUGAUUCUUCUGGAUGCUGAAGUUGCGAAAGUCUUCUUCCUCUCUGUCUCAUUUCUCGUUUUUACUAUUGCAGUCGAGCUGGUUCGCGUAUUACUGGACGCUAAAUUUGGAUAAUGAGAUUCUGAGACGGAUCGGAGAGAGGGUUAUUGCAUAGAAGGUUGAAGAUGAGUGAAGGGCAGCGGUUUCAGCUGGGAACUGCUGGGGCACUGAGUUUGUCAGUGGUUUCAUCCGUGUCGAUUGUGAUUUGCAACAAGGCGCUUAUUAGCACGCUUGGCUUCACUUUUGCUACAACUUUGACAAGCUGGCAUCUUUUGGUCACAUUUUGUUCCCUCCAUGUGGCUUUAUGGAUGAAAUUGUUUGAGCACAAGCCUUUUGAUCCAAGAGCUGUGAUGGCCUUUGGUGUCCUAAAUGGGACUUCCAUUGGACUUCUAAAUCUUAGCUUGGGUUUCAACUCCGUUGGUUUCUACCAGAUGACAAAACUGGCAAUUAUUCCCUGCACAGUUAUUUUGGAGACUAUCUUCUUCAGGAAGAAAUUCAGUCGAAAGGUCCAGCUAUCGCUUGCCAUCCUUCUUUUGGGUGUUGGAAUUGCAACUGUGACCGAUCUUCAGCUAAAUGUCCUGGGUUCUGUCUUAUCCCUUCUUGCAGUUGUUACUACCUGUGUUGCUCAGAUUAUGACCAAUACCAUCCAGAAGAAGUUCAAAGUUUCUUCAACCCAACUGUUGUAUCAAUCUUGUCCGUAUCAGGCAAUCACUUUAUUCAUCACCGGUCCAUUUGUUGAUGGGCUGUUGACAAAUCAGAAUGUGUUUGCUUUCAAAUAUACCCCUCAAGUGCUGGCAUUUAUCGUUCUAUCCUGCCUCAUCUCAGUCUCUGUGAACUUCAGUACCUUUCUGGUCAUAGGAAAGACGUCUCCAGUCACCUAUCAGGUCCUCGGACAUCUGAAAACAUGCCUAGUAUUGGCCUUUGGCUAUGUUCUGCUUCAUGAUCCAUUCAGCUGGCGGAACAUUCUAGGGAUCCUCAUUGCUGUGAUUGGGAUGGUACUCUAUUCCUACUACUGUACCGUUGAGAACCAGCAAAAGGCUAGUGAAGCAUCAGCACAGAUGUCCCAGGUGAAGGAAAGUGAAUCUGAUCCUCUAAUAAGCGCGGAAAGCGAAGCUGGCAUCAUAAAUGAUGGAGUGGUUCAGAAAGCCCCAAUGUGGAGUAAAAACAAGGACCUGCUUGCAUGAAUAUUUUUCUCCAUUUUUAUUAGUCCCUGUUAUUCAGCCUAGUCCCUGAGUCUCCAGCGGUAUGAAGAUGUCGCUGCGGCUGGUAGGAUCUCUACACCGCGUUUGCCCUUUUUGAGGAGACUACAGAUUCUGUUCUAGUGAUUAAACCCAAAAAAAGAAAAAAAAAAGCAUCCCUUUUAUAGCAGUUUUAGUCAUUUACUACCUUCGUAAGACUUAGGUGUGCCAUAUAAAUGCAUAUUUUUUGUGGGCUAUUGCUGUCCAAAUAUUAUACCACCUAUAAAAAGCCCCUUCCUUGACUGCAAUUCUUGAGAUUGUUCCCUUGAAAAAUUAAGACCUAAGCCUUGAAGAGGAUUUAUAAUCUUCGGCUCAAGAUUUUGCUUUUUCUCUGCGGGUAAUUGUUGUCUU